AUGGAUGAAGACGAAACCAUUUAUCAAUCAAUUAAUAAUGGUGGAGCAUCAUCAGCUAUAAAUCCCACCGAGGCUUCUUUAGCGGAUUAUAUCACAAAAAAAAAUAAAUUAAAAUCAAUCAAAGAAAAUCAACGUAAAAAAUCAUAUUAUUUAUCAACAUGGAUAUUUUUAAAAAUGAUUUCAAUUAUUACAUUUAUUGCUUUAUUUUCAGCAUUUAUUCAAAUAAGAGGUUUGGUUGGGGAUGAUGGAAUUUUACCAGUUAGCAAAGUUUUAGAAUCAAAAAUUGCAACUAAUGAAAUUAACUCAAUUUGGAUAUUUUUUACUCACCCAAGCAAAGGCAUGGGAUUUAGUGUUAAUAAUACAUUACAUAUGUUAUGUUUUAUUGGUUUAACAUUCAGUGCAUUAUCAAUUUUUACAACUACAAUUGCAACCUAUAUUGGUUUAAUGUGGUUCUGUUAUUAUUGUAUUGUAGAUGUUGGCCAACUAUUCUUUGCCUAUCAGUGGGACCAAUUAUUAUUAGAAACUUUAUUUUUAACUAUAUUUUUAUCACCUUUCAAUCCAAAGUAUGAAGAAAAACCCUCAACUCCUAUUAGAUAUUUAUUGAAAUGGUUGUUAUUUAGAUUAGUGUUUGGUAGCGGUUUAGUAAAAUUAACUCCAAUUUGGGCAGGUCUUCAAGCAAUGAACUAUCACUACGAAACACAAUGCAUACCCAAUGUUUUUAGUUGGUAUUUAAAUCAACUACCACCAGUUUUUCACCAAUUCGAGUCUAUGAUGGUUUUAGCUAUUGAAAUAUUAUUACCAGCAUUAUAUUUUGCACCAAGAUCAUUUAGAUUGUUUUCAAGUUUUACAACAGUAAUAUUUCAAAUGGUAAUAUUUUUAACUGGGAAUUACAAUUUUUUCAAUUAUCUUACAAUUGGGCUAUGUGCAUUACUAUUGGACGAUGCAUUUUUAUUACAGCUACCAAUGCCAGAAAAGAUUAGGAUCAAGUUGUUAGAAAUCGAAUCACGCCGUUUCAAAGACAUACAAUUAAAUAGACAAUCAUCGAGAAGUGAAAGUGGUUUAUCAAGCUUAGAUCCUAAAAACCUAUUGGUACCAUUUGUCUUUAUCUUAAUUGGUACAUCUUCACUGAUAAACGUUUCCCAGUACUUUCAAAAACACACUGCACCACUUUUAAUCCAGAGAAUACAUUCAGCUCUUUCGCUAUAUCAUCUAACUGGUACCUAUGGAUUGUUUAGUCACGUCACAACUGAACGUUAUGAAAUUAUAAUUGAGGGAUCCUAUGAUCAAGUAGAGUGGAGUCCAUACGAAUUUUACUAUAAACCCGGUAAUCUUUCAAGACACCCACCAUUUGUUUUCCCAGGGCACCAACCUCGUCUAGAUUGGCAAAUGUGGUUUGCUGCUUUAUCAAAAGAUUCAAAUUCGCAACCAUGGUUAAUCCAUUUCAUGGCAAAGCUUUUAGAAGGUUCACCAGAGGUUCUAAGUUUGGUAGAGUAUUCACCUUUCCCUGUUGAUAAACCACCAUCAUUUGUUAGAGCACAAAAAUAUAGAUAUCAGUUUACGUAUUUUUCAUUAAUACACCAAAAAAACCUAAAUCUUAAUCAAAACCCAAAUCAAAAUAAAGAUCAAAAUAAGGAACACAAAUCAAUAAAUAAUAAUAAUAAAAAACAAGAUGAUAAUCAAGAGGAUAAUAAUAACCAAAAUAAUAUUAAACUGGAUAAUAGCAAACUUAAGAAAGAAUCAACAACCAAACAAGUUGUUAUAAGCGAAAAUGAUUGGUGGCAAAGAGACUUUGUUGGACCAUUUGUAAAGCCAUUUUCAUUAAAAUCAAGAUUUUAUUUAAACUUCUUAUCGAAUGAAAAAAAUCUUAAAAGUGAUAAUAACAAUAAUAAUAACGAUAAUAAUAAUGAUAAUAAUAAUAAUAACAAUAAUAAAUAA
Dictyostelium purpureum is the source of this 1935-nucleotide messenger RNA. RefSeq lists its product as uncharacterized. The coding region runs from base 1 to 1935 and encodes 644 amino acids. The record is from RefSeq and is a predicted model, not a curated record. Gene Ontology annotation, biological process: protein maturation. The transcript is spliced from 4 exons. NCBI's taxonomy places the organism in Eukaryota, Evosea, Eumycetozoa, Dictyosteliales, Dictyosteliaceae. Gene Ontology annotation, cellular component: endoplasmic reticulum membrane.